AUGGCUUUUGAUUUCAGGGGCAUCAGCUGGCUGAGGGGUAAAAAGUCAGGAAUGGCACCUGAGACUGCCCACUUAUCUGGACACCACCUCAUCUGGGUCCCCCCACCGACCUCAGCACAGUGCUUCAGACCAGCUUCUCCCUGUGGUUUCCUCCAUGCACCUCACACAGGCCGGCCCCCCAGGGGCCUGGGACUUGGACUGGACUCACUGCCUGAGGAGCAGACAGAGGCCGAUAUACUGCAUUCCAGAUGCCAGGUGGCCCCCAGUGACCAGAGCCCUUUGCCAGCUCUCUGCUGUAAUCAGCGGGCAGACAUGAGUCCUGGCUGA
Molecule: messenger RNA, 327 nt
Organism: Pipistrellus nathusii (Nathusius's pipistrelle)
Lineage: Eukaryota; Metazoa; Chordata; Mammalia; Chiroptera; Vespertilionidae
Source: the annotation of a GenBank genome assembly